Larimichthys crocea (large yellow croaker) is the source of this 3510-nucleotide messenger RNA. RefSeq names its product calpain 10 (gene capn10). NCBI's taxonomy places the organism in Eukaryota, Metazoa, Chordata, Actinopteri, Sciaenidae. The coding region runs from base 389 to 2392 and encodes 667 amino acids. The transcript is spliced from 13 exons. Gene Ontology annotation, molecular function: calcium-dependent cysteine-type endopeptidase activity. The record is from RefSeq and is a predicted model, not a curated record. Gene Ontology annotation, biological process: proteolysis.
AUUCACUUUAUGAAUGAGCUCAGCUGCUGGAUGUCCAGGCGGAAGAGACUGCGUGUUUUCACACUCAGCGGGAUGAAAUGUUGUCUGUGUUAUUCGGAACUGACAGUCAGAGCGAAAUCUGUCAUGUUUUGUCGAUAAUGAUCGGGUCGUGACCGUGCUGGUGUUUCUACAAACCGUGAUAUGAUGAAGCGGAGACACGUCUGUGCAGUGCAAGCUAGCUGAAGCUAACGGUUAGCUGCUGUUAUAAAAGAUGAAACCUGCGCGAGGACAGAUGCUUCAAAGAGGAGACAGGUGCAGUACAGGUGUGAAGGUGGCAGUGAGGAUGGUGACAGCUGGCUGAGAUUUCACCCGUUGAGGUACGAACCAGGUUGGAAAAGAAACAGAAGCCAUGAAAGAAGAGUGCAGGACAGAGAGUCCGAGUGGAGGCGAGGCUCUGUUUGAGGACCCGGACUUCCCCUCUGAGGACACGUCCCUGUUCUGUGACAGCUCCACGCCCAUCGCCAGGCUGCAGGGUGACAUCAUCUGGCUACGGCCACAGGAGAUCUGCCAGUCGCCAGUUCUCUUCCCUGACAACAUCAACCUGGGUCAUGCAAAGCAAGGCUUAUUGGGAGACUGCUGGUUUCUUUGUGCCUGUGCCUUCUUGCUUAAGAACAAACACCUACUGAACAAGGUGUUCCCUCCAGACCAGCCCCAGUGGGCUGACAGCAGGUACAGGGGCUCCUUCCAGUUUCGGUUUUGGCAGCAGGGAGACUGGACAGAGGUGACAAUUGAUGACCGCUUGCCCUGUAUCAAUUCCACUCUCUGCUUCUCACGCUGCCACUCUCCCACUGCCUUUUGGGUAGCCCUGUUGGAGAAGGCCUAUGCUAAGCUUCACAGCUCCUAUGAGCGACUUUGGGCAGGGCAGGUGUCCGAGGCCCUGGUGGAUUUGACUGGGGGCCUGGCGGAGCGCUGGAGCUUGGGAGACUUUGGGUCAGAGGAGGAGCAGAGACCAGAACAGGACAGUGACCAGGUCAGGAGGAGAAGGCUGGACCUCAACCUCCUGUACCCAGUGAAAGACCAGUGUGCAAUCAGCUGCUCCACUCACAGCAGCCCCGGAGGUGCCAGUGAGCUGGGUGAGUACCAUGCGCUGACCGUCAUGGAAUGGUUGGCUGUGAAGACGGUGUCAGAGAGUGAAGUACUGCUGCUCAGGAUCAGAAACCCCUGGGGAAGAUGCUGCUGGGGUGGGGACUGGAUAGGGAGUGGUGCUGGUUGGAGUUCUGUCGACCCUGUUUCUGCUUUGGACUUACAAGCCAGGGUGGCUGAGGGCGAAUUCUGGUUGGAUGAGACCGAAUUCCUUUCCCAAUUUGAUGAUGUCACAGUGGGCUACCCCAUCAGUGAUGAGGGGCACCUAAAGAGCAUCUAUACCGGAAAUCUGCUGACACACAACCAUCAGCUGGCUGGUCGGUGGAUAAAAGGCCACUCAGCGGGUGGCAGCCGGAACAGCAGCAAUUACGGCAGCAACCCAAAGUUUUGGCUCAAAGUGUGUGAGAGAGGAGAGGUGCUGGUAUCCCUGCUACAGCAUAGAAAAUGGAGAAGCACGGAGAAAUAUGCACAAAAGCCACUAGAGGAUAGCAAGAACACAAAGCACCAGCAUUACCAGGCUAUCGCUCUACACAUGUGGAAGGUGGAGAAGAAGCGUUUUAAUCUAAGCCGGAUGUUGAACAAACCCCCUUGUGCUUCUACUCACUGCCACGCGUACGAGAGAGAGGUAGUCCUCCAUGGACAGCUCGAGUCUGGGUACUACCUGCUGAUCGCCAGCACAUACCAGCCAGGAGCUGAGGCCCGCUUUCUCAUCAGGGUCUUUUCUUCCUCUUUCACAUCUCUCAGUGCCCUGAAAAUCCCAGCACCUUCACUGCCAUUAACAACAGAUGGAGAGUGGGACACCAGUUAUUUCCGGGGCUCGUGGGUGGAGGGAAGGACGGCCGGAGGAAGCAGAAACUUCCUGUCUCACUGGCAGAACCCGCGCUUCCCUUUUACAGUGUGUGAUGAGUCAGCGGUGACAUCAGGAGUUAAUGUCAGGAUAACCCUGCACCAGAGCCACCCUGAAACUGACCUGCAACCUAUUGGCUUCCACAUUUAUAAGUUCCGAGAUGGAGAAUCUGAGCAGACAUUACCCAGGGACGAGGAUCCCGUGGCCAGUUGUGUCCCUCACUGCUACACCCAGGAUGUCAGUCUAGCCUGCUGUCUUUCUCCUGGAGCUUACACCAUAGUGCCGUCCACUUAUCAGCCUGACUGCUCUGCAAACUUCACCCUCAGUCUGGCUCGCAGAAUACACAGGAAAGUGGUGAAAAGUCAGGAGAGGCUGGGAAGUGCCAUUCAGGAGAUCUCUCACAUCUCUGUGAUGCAGAGCUAGUUCUCUGGGACUGUUGCUGCUCCACUGACGUCGCCUCACCUCCCUGUGCCUCUUGGCCCACGAUGAAAGGAAAACAGUUCUCCCAUCCACCCUCACCAUGGAGGAUGUAUGUCUGUGGAUGUAUGUGUAUGUAUGUAUGUAUGCAUACCACCAGUGGCUGAGAAGGCAGGCAGGCAGGCAGAUUUAGUGGGAAUGUUUGUGUCGGGGAUCCUGGAGACCCCUUUUAUCCUGAACCGCUGAGGCUCAGGGCUGAUGGGCAGCCACACACUCAUCGGCGAUUAGGACAUCAGAGGUUGUCGGUGGGCUGGGCUGCUAAUGAAGUAUGACGGGACUGGCUGGUGUAAACAAACAGCCGCCAUUGAAGAGGGCCGCCGCUGCUCUUGCUCAUUCACUCACUGGUGCGCCUGCCGGCCUGGAACAAAGGGCCCUCUCAUGAAGGUCCUCACAGAGGCACAGGGGGCAAGGGACGAGGGGAUGGUCUCCGACAGCAGAGCCAACCAAACCACACCACACCAUACCGUGCCAUACCCCACCAUGCCAGAGCUUUCCUCCUAUGCCUCACCCACAGACACUCUGCUCCUUACCUAACUUCUGUUAACCCAGACACAGGGUUUUCCUCAGCCCCUCUUCCCUUAAACCUGCUCACCAUCCUGACUAACACUAAAGUCAAGCUGGACCUAAAGAAGUCCACUUACUUCCUGACUCCAUCCUCCAUCACAGCCCCUGUUUUUGCCCCCCACCCCCCAGACUCGGUCCACAGCUCUGCUUGGACCUGAACAGAGCCGCGCUUUUGAAGUUGCCGCGAGAACAAGAUGACAAGCGGACGGGAUGGAAGGGAUGAAACGCGGCCUGCGGCAUAUCAGAGGUGGCCGAUUCAUAUGAAGAAGCUGCCAGUCCUUUUUUUUUUUGCGUUGUGUGUUGUGUGUGUGUGUGUGUGUGUGUGUGUGUGUGUGUGUGUGUGUGUGUGUAUCUGCCUGCUCGCACCCACGUCUGUGUGUCGAAGUCACAGAGUUUCUUUUACAAAGCUGUAAUUAACUGAUUUGAGUGGUACUGGACUCUUUAUUUAUUAUGUAUGGGAGUCAGCUGUAUGAGAUAUGAUGAAUAAAAUGUUAAAACAU